Messenger RNA from Nerophis ophidion (straightnose pipefish), 7644 nucleotides. Its product is annotated as calcium-binding protein 8-like. Bases 314 to 958 code for a protein of 214 amino acids. The record is from RefSeq and is a predicted model, not a curated record. Gene Ontology annotation, molecular function: calcium ion binding. The transcript is spliced from 6 exons. Lineage: Eukaryota; Metazoa; Chordata; Actinopteri; Syngnathiformes; Syngnathidae.
CUCUCUCUUUCUCUCUCUUUCUCUCUCCCCGGUUGUUUUCGGAGCGGACCGGACUCGAACCGACGCCGCGUGCGGAUGUGGAAGUGUCCGCGCGGUACCGGACGCCUGGGGGGUCGAACGAGCGGACAUGCCGGCCGCCGUGAACCACUUGAUUGAGCGGCUCGUCGCGUGGCCAGGUGACCGCGGACCGAUGCCGACCGACUGAGAGGAGCUCCGGGGUAACGCGACGAGCCGUUUGCCGCCGGUCCGGACCGAGCGCGGCGGCGGUUGGGGAGGCGGACGACUCUCCGGUGGCUCCAGGCGCAGGAGGAAGAUGCCCUUCCAUCACGUGCGUGCAGGUCUCCUGUAUCCAGACAACUUCUUGAGCAGCUCACUGGCAGAAGGUUCUGAAGCCUUCCAGCUCACCAGCAUCUCCACAGAGGAGCUUGGAGAAAUCCGCGAGGCGUUCCGUGUUUUGGACCGUGACGGCAAUGGCUUCAUCUCCAAGCAGGAGCUGGGAAUGGCCAUGCGCUCGCUGGGUUACAUGCCCAGUGAGGUGGAGCUGGCCAUCAUCAUGCAGAGGCUGGACAUGGACGGGGACGGCCAGGUGGACUUUGAGGAGUUCAUGACGAUACUGGGGCCCAAGCUGCUGUCGUCUGACAACAGAGAAGGUUUCCUUGGCAACACCAUCGACAACAUCUUCUGGCAGUUUGACAUGCAGCAGCUGUCAGUUGGACGAGCUGAAGCAGGUGCUCUUCCACGCCUUCCGAGACCACCUGACGAUGAAGGACAUCGAGAACAUCAUCAUCACCGAGGAGGAGAGCCUCAACGAGACCUCAGGGAACUGUCCCGAGUACGAGGGAGUGCAUCCCAAGAAGAAGAACCGCCAGACGUGCGUCAGGAAAAGUCUGAUCUGCGCCUUCGCCAUGGCCUUCAUCAUCAGCGUCAUGCUGAUUGCCGCCAACCAGAUGCUGCGUAACGGCAUGGAGUAAACUUCUGAGCGCUGAGACUCCUGGACCUCAAUGAUGGACCUGGAUGAGACCACGAUGGAGACUGUGGAACCACCUUAAACUGUAAUACACCAUGAUGGACCAGGAUUGACCUUAAUGGACUGUAAUGGAUCAUGAUGGACCUGGAUGGACUGUAAUGGUCUGUGAUGGACCUUGAUGGACCUGGAUGGACCAUGAUUGACCUUAAUGGACUGUAAUGGAUCAUGAUGGCCCAUGAUGGACCGUGAUGGUCCGUGAUAGACCAAUAUAGACCUUGUUGGAUCGUGAUGGACCGUGAUUGACCAUAGUGGACGUUGAUGGACCAUGAUGGACUAUGAUGGACCUUGAUGGACCUUAAAGGGCCUUGAUGGACCUUGAGGGACCUUAAAGGACUUUGAUGGACCUUGAUGGACCAUGAUGGACCUUAAAGGACUUUGAUGGACCUUGAUGGACCAUGAUGGACCUUGAUGGACCUUAAAGGACCUUGAUGAACCUCAAAGGACCUUGAUGAACCUUAAAGGACUUUGAUGGACCUUGAUGGACCAUGAUGGACCAUGAUGGACCUUAAAGGACCUUGAUGGAUCUUGAUGAACUCUGAGAGACCGUGAUGGACCUAAAUGCACCAUGAUAAACCAUGAUGGACAAUGAUCAAUUAUGAUGGACCACGAUGGACCAUGAAGGACUAUAAUGCACCAUAAAGGACUAUAAUGCACCAUGAUAAACCAUGAUGCACAAUGAUCAAUUAUGAUGGACCUUGGUGGACCAUAAUAAGCCAUGAUGGACCAUGAAGGACUAUAACGCACCAUGAUGGACCAUGAUAAACCAUGAUCAAUUAUGAUGGACCUUAAUGGACCAUGAUGGACCAUGAAGGACUAUGAUCAAUUAUGAUGGAUCAUGACAAACCAUGAUGGACCAUGAAGGACUAUAUUGCACCAUGAUGGACCAUGAUAAACCAUGAUGCACCAUCAUGCAGAAUGAUCAAUUAUGAUGGACUAUGAUAAACCAUGAAGGACUAAAAUGCGCCAUGAUGGACCAUGAUAAACCAUGAUGCACAAUGAUCAAUUAUGAUGGACCUUGAUGGACCAUAAUAAACCAUGAUGGACCAUGAAGGACUGUAAUGCACCAUGAUGGACCAUGAUAAACCAUGAUGCACCAUCAUGCAGAAUGAUCAAUUAUGAUGGACCAUGAUAAACCAUGAAGGACUAUGAUGCACCAUGAUAAACCAUGAUGGACCCUGAUUCACAAUGAUCAAUUAUGAUGGACCAUGAUAAACCAUGAUGGACCAUGAAGUACUAGAAUGUGCCAUGAUGGACCAUGAUAAACCAUGAAGGACUAUGAUGCACCAUGAUAAACCAUGAUGGACCAUGAUUCACAAUGAUCAAUUAUGAUGGACCAUGAUAAACCAUGAUGGACCAUGAAGUACUAGAAUGUGCCAUGAUGGACCAUGAUAAACCAUGAAGCACCAUGAUGGACAAUGAUCAAUCAUGAUGGACCAUGAUGGACCAUAAUAAACCAUGAUGGACCAUGAAGGACUGUAAUGCACCAUGAUGGACCAUGAUAAACCAUGAUGCACCAUCAUGCAGAAUGAUCAAUUAUGAUGGACCAUGAUAAACCAUGAAGGACUAUGAUGCACCAUGAUAAACCAUGAUGGACCCUGAUUCACAAUGAUCAAUUAUGAUGGACCAUGAUAAACCAUGAUGGACCAUGAAGUACUAGAAUGUGCCAUGAUGGACCAUGAUAAACCAUGAAGGACUAUGAUGCACCAUGAUAAACCAUGAUGGACCAUGAUUCACAAUGAUCAAUUAUGAUGGACCAUGAUAAACCAUGAUGGACCAUGAAGUACUAGAAUGUGCCAUGAUGGACCAUGAUAAACCAUGAAGCACCAUGAUGGACAAUGAUCAAUCAUGAUGGACCAUGAUGGACCAUAAUAAACCAUGAUGGACCAUGAAGGACUGUAAUGCACCAUGAUGGACCAUGAUAAACCAUGAUGCACCAUGAUGGACAAUGAUCAAUUAUGAUGGACCUUGAUGGACCAUAAUAAACCAUGAUGGACCAUGAAGGACUGUAAUGCACCAUGAUGGACCAUGAUAAACCAUGAUGCACCAUGAUGGACAAUGAUCAAUUAUGAUGGACCUUGAUGGACCAUAAUAAACCAUGAUGGACCAUGAAGGACUGUAAUGCACCAUGAUGGACCAUGAUAAACCAUGAUGCACCAUGAUGGACAAUGAUCAAUUAUGAUGGACCAUGAUGGACCAUAAUAAACCAUGAUGGACCAUGAAGGACUGUAAUGCACCAUGAUGGACCAUGAUAAACCAUGAUGCACCAUCAUGCAGAAUGAUCAAUUAUGAUGGACCAUGAUAAACCUUGAAGGACUAUGAUGCACCAUGAUGGACCAUGGUUCACUUUGAUCAAUUAUGAUGGACCAUGAUAAACCAUGAUGGACCAUGAUAGAUCAUAAUGGACCUUGAUGGACCAUAAUAAACCAUGAUGGACCAUGAUGGACCAUGAAGGACCAUGAAGGACUGUAAUGCACCAUGAUGGACCAUGAUAAACCAUAAUGCACCAUCAUGCAGAAUGAUCAAUUAUGGUGGACCAUGAUAAACCAUGAAGGACUAUGAUGCACCAUGAUAAACCAUGAUGGACCAUGAUUCACAUUGAUCAAUUAUGAUGGACCAUGAUAAUCCAUGAUGGACCAUGAAGGACUAAAAUGCGCCAUGAUAAACCAUGAUGCACCAUGAUGGACAAUGAUCAAUUAUGAUGGACCUUGAUGGACCAUGAUAAACCAUGAUGGACCAUGAAGGACUGUAAUGCACCAUGAUGCACCAUGAUCAAUUAUGAUGGACCACGAUGGACCAUGAUAAACCAUGAUGGACCAUGAAGGACUAUGAUGCACAAUGAUCAAUUAUAAUGGACCAUGAUGGACCAUCAUAAACCAUGAUGGACCAUGAAGGACUAUGAUGUACCAUUAUGGACCAUGAUAAACCAUGAUGCACAAUGAUCAAUUAUGAUGGACCAUGAUGGAUCAUGUAAGACCAAGAAGGACCAUGAUCAAGCUUGAUGGAUAAUAAAGGACUAUGGAAGGCCAUGAAGGUUUAUAAAGGACCAUGAUAAACCAUGAUGGACCAUGAAGGAACAUGAUGGACCUUGAUGUACCAUGAUGGACCCUAAUAGACCAUGAUGGACACUACUAGACCACAAUGGACCCUACUAGACCACGAUGGAUCCAAGUACGUCUGUGAACAACCUUUGUGCUGCUACGAAGUUUAGUUUGAGGAGCAGAAGAAGAGAUGUUUAUUUUGUGUGAAGAUGUCACAUUUCAACUAACUGGACUCUCUGAGAACUUUCUAAACUAAAAUACUUGGAUUUUAUUUUUCUGACGACCCUUUAAAUUACUUUUCUAGACUCUUUGACCACACUGAUCAGGUGCGUGGAGCCAUUCCUCAUCUUCUUGUCUGUGAACACUCGGGAUGGAUCCUCACUCGUUCUACGAGGAGAUGGAGCGGGGAAAGGAGAGGAAGAAGGAGUAAAAGAAGGAAAAGAAAGAGGAGAAGAACAAGAGGAAGGAAGAAAAGAAGGAGGAAAAGAAGAUGGAGUAGGAGAAGAAGGGGAAGGAAGAACAUAAGUUGAUGGAGAAGGAGAAGGGGGAAAGGGGAGGAACAAAAGAAGGAGAAGAUGGAGUAAAAGGAGGAAAAGGAAGAGGGGGAGAAAAAGAACGAGAGGAAGGAGGAAAAUAAGGUGGAGAAGGAGAAUAAGAUGGAGGAGAAGGAGAAGAAGAUGGGGUAAAAGAAGGAAAAGAAAGGAGAAUAACAAAAAGGAGGAAAAGAAGAUGGAGAAGAAGAAGGGAAAGGAGAGGAAGAAGGAAGAAAAGAAGGAGAACAUGGAGUAAAAGAAGGAAAAGGAAGAGAAGAAGAAAAAAAGAACAAGAGAAAGGAGGAAAAUAAGAUGGAGAAGGAGAGUAAGAUGGACAAGAAGGAGAUGGAGUAAAAGAAAUAGGAGAAGAACAAGGAGAAGUAGGAAAAGAAGAUGGAGUAGGAGAAGAAGGGGAAGGAGGGAAAUAAGAAGAUGGAGAAGGAGAAGUGAAAAGACAGGAACAAGGAAGAAAUGAAGGAGAAGAUGGAGUAAAAGGAAGAGGAGAAGAAAAUAAGAAUGAGAGGAAGGAGGAAAAUAGGAUAGAGAAGGAGAAGAAGAUGGAGUAAAAAGGGAAAGAAAGAGGAGAAGAGGGAAAAGAAGGAGGAAAAGAAGAUGGAGUAAAAGAAGGAAGAGGAGAAGAAGAAGUAGGAGGAGGAGAAAAGAAAAGAGAAGGGGGAGAUAAAGUAAAAGAUGAUGGAGUAAAAGAAGGAAGAAUAAGAUGGAGUGAAAGAAGGAAAAUUAAGAAGAGAAGAUAAAGAAGAAUGAGAGGAAGGAGGAAAAUUUAAGGAGAUGGAGAAUAAGGUGAAGGAGGACAAGAAGAUGGAGCAAACAAAGGAAAAGAAAGAGGGGGAGAAAGAAAAGAACAACGAGGAAAAGAAAAAGUAGAAGAAGAUGAAGUAAAAGAAGGGAAAGGAAGAGAAGAAGGAGGAGGAGGAGAAAAUGAAGGAGCAGGAGGCGAUAAAGGUAAAGAGGAUGGAGUAAAAGAAGGAAAAAGAAGAUGAAGAAUGAUGAAUAGAAGAUGAAGAAAGAAUAAGCAGGAGGAGUAGAAGAAGGAGAAGGUCAAGAAAAAAAGGGUUGAGGAGGAGGAGAAGAAGGAGUAGGAGAAAAAAAGGAGGACAAGAAGAAGAAGGACAAGAACAAAAUGUAGGAGGAAAAGGAGAAAAAGGAAAAGGAGAAGAAUAUGGAGUAUAGAAGAAGAAAUGGGAGAGGAAGGAGGGAGAAGAAGAUGGAUUCGAAGAAGGAGACAGAGGAGAAGAAGAUGGAGAAUAAGGAGAAGAAAACUAAGGACAAGAAGAAAUGGGAGGAGGAGAAAAAGUAAAAUGAGAAGAAGAUAGAGUAUAGAAGAAGAAAAAGGAGAGGAAGGGGGAGGAGAUUAUUGAGUAGAAGAAUGUGACUGAAGAGAAGAUGGAGUAGAAAGAAGAUGGAGAAUGAGAGAAGGAUAAAAAGAAAGGUGCGGAGGAGAAGACAGAAGAGUUGACAGAGGAGAAGAAGGUGGAGAGGGAGGUGACUGAGGACAAGAAGAUGGAGUAGAAAGAGGAAGGAAAAGAAAAUGGAGUAUAGACAAAGUAAACGGAGAAGGAGGUGACUGAGAAGUAGAAGAAGCAGGAGAAGAAGAAAAGGGAUAGAAGGAAGGAGGUGACUGAGGAGAAGAAGUUGGAGAAUGAAAGAAGGAGUAUAGAAGAAGAAAAAGGAGAAGGAGGAGGUGACUGAGGAGAAGAGGAUGAGUAGAAGAAGGUGAAGAAGGAGUAUAGAAGAAGAAAAAGGAGAGGAAUGCAGAGGUGACUGAGGAGGAGAAGGAGUAUAGAAGAAGAAAAAGGAGAGGAAGAAGGAAGUGACUGAGGAGAAGAAGAUGGAGUAGAAGAAGGAGUAUAGAAGAAGAAAAAGGAGUGGAAUGAGGAGGUGACAGAGGAGAAGGAGGAGAAGACGGAGUAUAGAAGAAGAAAAAGGAGAGGAAGACGGGGGUGACUGAGGAGAAGAUGGAGUAGAAGAAGGAGUAUAGAAGAAGAAACAGGAGAGGAUUGAGGAGGGGACAAAGGAGAAGGAGUAUAGAAGAAGAAAAGGCAGAGGAAUGAGGAGGUGACAGGGGAGAAUAAGGAGAAGAAGGAGUAUAGAAGAAGAAAACGUAGAGGAAUGAGGAGGUGACAGAGGAGAAGGAGUAUAGAAGAAGAAAAAGGAGAGGAAGAAGGUGACUGAGGAGAAGAAAAUGGAGUAGAAGGAGAAGGAGUAUAGAACAAGAAAAAGGAGAGGAAUGAGGAGAAGAUGGAGUAUAGAAGAAGAAAAAGGAAAGGAAGGAGGUGACUGAGGAGAAGAUGGAGUAGAAGAAGGAGAAGGAGUAUAGAAGAAGAAAAAGGAGAGGAAUGAGGAGGUGACAGAGGAGAAGGAGUAUAGAAGAAGAAAAAGGAGAGGAAGAAGGUGACUGAGGAGAAGAAAAUGGAGUAGAAGGAGAAGGAGUAUAGAACAAGAAAAAGGAGAGGAAUGAGGAGAAGAUGGAGUAUAGAAGAAGAAAAAGGAAAGGAAGGAGGUGACUGAGGAGAAGAUGGAGUAGAAGAAGGAGAAGGAGUAUAGAAGAAGAAAAAGGAGAGGAAUGAGGAGGUGACAGAGGAGAAGAAGGAGUAUAGAAGAAGAAAAAGGAGAGGAAUGAGGAGAAUAAUGAGGAGUGUGUGACAGUAAAAGGUGCUGUUGCAUGCUGGGAAAAGGUGUGCUUGUGCUGCAUGUAGGUCACUAACACUACUGCACUGUAAAUAUGAUAUUUAUACAUGAUACCUAGCUAUGACGUCAUCCUAUGUAGCCACACUGAAUGUAUGAAGGCCAGGCCUCAAGUAGACACUUCCCCGGGAGGAGGCUGCCCCCCUGUGGCCUGCGGGAGAACUGCAGUAGAAGGAAGGAAGCCCAAUCCUCAUUUUGGUGAAACCUCCCAAGUGGAACACAACCUCCCAAGUGGAACACAACCUCCCAAGUGGAACACAACCUCCCAAGUGGAACACAACCUCCCAAGUGGAACACAACCUCCCAAGUGGAACACAACUGCUGAGUUCUGGAAACAAUG